This is a messenger RNA of Ambispora leptoticha, 939 nucleotides long. The record is from the annotation of a GenBank genome assembly. NCBI's taxonomy places the organism in Eukaryota, Fungi, Glomeromycota, Glomeromycetes, Archaeosporales, Ambisporaceae.
AUGUCAAGGUCAGCUGGCAGGCUUACGAAACAUGAGACUAACGGGCUCAUAGAUAUUAGUCAAAUACCUAAGGAUCGAAAUGAUUAUCCUUUUAUUUUAACAUGUGCCAGAAUCCUAUAUCGAAUUCAACUUAAAUAUUUUGUCAAAGAUGGCAUCAAAGAUUCAGAGAUCAACGGAAUCGUAAUUCGUGAAAUCAAUCGCAUCCAACAGUCUAGCGUGUCUUUAUCGUAUUCAAAUCCAUCGUAUAAUUCAGAUGCCGGCAUAUUAUUUGAUUUCGGUGCUCAGUUAGCAAAGGCCGAAAAUCCUUUAGAGAUUAUGCGCAAUAUACUGUCGGAAAAAACACGUGUUCGCAAUCGAUCCGGCGAAGCUUCGGCUGUCUGCCGAAUCUGUAAAAACCUCGUCAAAUUAAUUGGUGAUUUACAGAUUGCAAAAAAGUCGUCCUCAAAUCGAUGUCCAUUUCGACAUAUUAACUUCGCUGUCACGGACUCGUUGACAUCGGAGGAUGAUGUUAGCUCAUCUUUCCUUGGACCUCCAUUACCACUUCUUUGGCUGCCAACUUUAACAAGCCGGGAAAAAGUGACUCACAGAAAAACAUCCGUUUAUGCGUUACGCAAAAGGAAAGGAUUUACAAGCAAUGGAAAAUUUCGACAUCGAUUAUUACGGAUGCAUAAUGUGCAUAUGAUAACUGGAAACCCGUGUGCACAUAAUACAAAUAGUUCUGAUCUAAGGAUCGAAAAAUCUCAAGGCCAAUCUCUUCAACUUCCUUCUAUAAACAAUGUAUUAAGAAAUACGUUGGCAUCUUCAGCAUUUACGAGAAUUUUACCAAAUAAAUUUACCUUAUCACACUAUGAAAGUACCAUACAUUGCUGCAAUCAUAGCUUGAGAAAGGAUUUACGUAAAUUGUGUCCAUGCGUAACAAUUAAUACACCUCGAGAGUAA